AUGUCCGGAGCAGCGCAGGGCGGCAUAGACACCAAGAAGGCCAUCGUCAGCGAUGCCGACAACAGUGGCACCAACAAGGACCACCAGAAGCCCGCCACUGCGUUAGAGGAGGAUGACGAGUUUGAGGACUUCCCCGUUGAAGACUGGGAACAAGAGGAUACCGAGCUGCCCGCCGCAAACACGCACCUGUGGGAGGAGAGCUGGGACGACGAUGACACGAGCGAGGACUUCUCUGCGCAGCUGAAGGAAGAGCUGAAGAAGGUCGAGUCGAAGCGUGGUUGA
Messenger RNA from Diplodia corticola, 282 nucleotides. RefSeq names its product 26 proteasome complex subunit dss1. The record is from RefSeq and is a predicted model, not a curated record. The transcript is spliced from 2 exons. Bases 1 to 282 code for a protein of 93 amino acids. Gene Ontology annotation, cellular component: proteasome complex; proteasome regulatory particle, lid subcomplex. Lineage: Eukaryota; Fungi; Ascomycota; Dothideomycetes; Botryosphaeriales; Botryosphaeriaceae. Gene Ontology annotation, biological process: double-strand break repair via homologous recombination; proteasome assembly; mRNA export from nucleus.